Molecule: messenger RNA, 4481 nt
Organism: Trematomus bernacchii (emerald rockcod)
Lineage: Eukaryota; Metazoa; Chordata; Actinopteri; Perciformes; Nototheniidae
Product: F-BAR and double SH3 domains protein 2-like
Exons: 21
Coding region: 1-2271 (756 amino acids)
Biological process (GO): neuromuscular synaptic transmission; regulation of actin filament polymerization
Cellular component (GO): recycling endosome; neuromuscular junction
Molecular function (GO): protein binding
Source: RefSeq, a predicted model, not a curated record
AUGGUGAGCUAUUGUGUUCCAAUCCAGCCUGCUCUGCAGAAGUUAGCAAGCCAGUACCUAAAGAGAGACUGGCCUGGAAUCAACCCUGAUGACCAGAGAACAGACUACAGGAAUGUGUAUGCAGUGUGGAGGUCGUACUUAGAAGGAACCGUGCAGGUCAGCCAAUCCAGGCUCAACGUGUGUGACAACUACAAAAUUCAAGUAUCAGAGCCCGCUAAGACUGUUAGACUCUAUAAGGAGCAGCAACUCAAAAAGACCAUAGAUCAGUUGAGUGGCAUUCAAGCAGAGCUGCAGGAGUCGGUGAAAGACUUGGCAAAAGCCAAGAAAAAAUACUACGACUGUGAGCAGGUUGCCCACGCCAUUCGAGAAAAGGCCGACAUAGAGGCCAAGUCUAAACUGGGUCUUUUUCAGUCAAGAAUUAGUUUACAGAAAGCAAGUGUAAAGUUGAAAGCCAAGAGAAGUGACUGUAACUCCAAGGCAACACACGCAAGGAACGACUACUUGCUAACGCUAGCUGCUGCCAAUGUUCACCAUGACCGUUACUAUCAUACUGAUCUACUGCACUGCAUACAGGCCUUAGACGGCAGGAUCUAUGAGCACGUGAAAGACUACCUGGUUGAGCUGAGUCGUACCGAGCUAGAGGCAUCGCAAGCCUCUCACAACACCUUCCAGUUCCUGUUGGACAAAUCCACCAGGGUAAUACAAGAAUACAACCAGCAGUUGUUCAUGCAGGAGAACCCAGUGUUUCACAAAGCACACGACUUCCAGUUCCAGCCCAGCGAUUGUGACACGACUCUGAGCUCGGUGCCGCAGUUGGUGGACAUUGAGCCGUCGCCCGUCAGUGCCAUGAGAAUGACCCUGGCACAGAGUCGACAGCUGGAGUCGGAGACGGGGACGACGGAGGAGCACAGUCUGAACAAAGAGGCCAGGAGAUGGGCAACCAGAAUCGCCAGAGAACACAAGAACAUCAUACAUUACAAGAGAUGUCUGGAGGAGUGUGAGAACCAUGGCUUGCCCCCCACAGAGCAGGGGAGACUAGAUCUGGAGUUGAAGAUAGAAGACACCAAAGAAAACAUACGCAAAGCUGAGACAAUAAAGUUAAAAGCUGAGGCUCGGUUGGACCUUCUGCGGCAAGUGGGGGUCGCCGUGGAAACCUGGCUGAAGAGCGCCAUGAACCAGGUGAUGGAGGAGCUGGAGAAUGAACGUUGGGCCACCUACACUUCCCAUGAUCCCUCACUUUCGGGCACAGUGGAUUUGGAGCGUGAGGAGGGAGAGGAGUGUGAAGAGAACAUGGAGGUUUUUGACGACAGCAGCUCCAGUCCUUCAGGGACUUUACGAAACUACCCGCUAACCUGCAAAGUCCUGUACUCAUACAAGGCCUCUCAGCCGGAUGAGUUAACUAUUGAUGAGCAGGAGAUGUUGGAGGUCAUAGAGGAUGGCGACAUGGAGGACUGGGUCAAGGCUCGCAAUAAGACCGGUCUCAUUGGCUAUGUCCCGGAGAAAUACCUGCAGUUCCCGACCUCCAACAGUUUGCUCAGCAUGCUCCAGUCUCUGGCGACUCUCGAUGCUCGAUCCCACACCUCGUCCAAUUCCACCGAGCCAGAGCUGCACUCGGGCUGCAUCAAUGGAGACACUAACAUCAUUUUUGUCCGCGCACUUUAUGAUUAUGAUGGCCAGGCAGACGAGGAACUCUCCUUUUCGGAGGGAGCUGUGAUUCGUCUGUUGAACCGCGACACUCAGACGGACGAUGGCUUCUGGGAGGGGGAGAUCAACGGACGGGUGGGCGUCUUCCCCUCCGUGCUGGUAGAAGAUCUCACUGAGAAUGGGGAGACCAGUGGAGGAGGGCCUGGUGACAUACAGGAGUUGAUGGAGGCCAACAAUAGAGUAAAAAAUAAAAUUUCUCCUUCCGUGAAGUUGCCAUGUUCUCUGCCACCCCUCCCGCUGUAUGAACAACCUCCCAUCAGCCCUUUCACCAGUCCAGAAAACUCCACCCCGCCACCUCUCCCACGCUCACCUUCCACCGCACUUAAUGGGGAGCACAAGCCUCCUACGCCCUCCUCGUCACACAAAGGACCGCUGCCCAACAACAAUCAAAGCUCUGGCAAAAGUCCAGUGUCUCCAGGAUUUCCUCAGCCACUGCGAUUUACCCCUGAUGGAGGCCCAAGCAAACUACGACCUGUGCGUGCUGCUCCUCCUCCACCCAAACAGCACCCCCGCCGACCGCAAGAGAAGAGUGAGAAGACGGAGGAGGUGGAGAUCACGCUGGUGUGACAGACAGUUAAGAUGGCUGGCAGAAAGAAAUUAAAAUAGACGACAGACAGACGCAUCCUAGAGGCUGGGGAACUAAACUGCUCUGAACUGAAUUCAGCUCAAACAACACAAUGUGAAGUGAACUGAACUGAACCACAUCUGACGCCCACCCUCCAUACUUUCCACAUCUCUCAUACUCAAGUUGAGGAGGAGAGCACAGAGAUGGAUGGAGGCAGAGGGUCCAAUUGAAUAAUCUACGUAUUAGCUUCCUAAUGAAGUGCAGCUCUAGCCGCCCCCACGCGCCUCUCAACCCUCCCCGUCCUUUCAUUCUUGCCUUAAAACUUUACCUCAUCGGACAGCAGACCAGAGCACACUGAAGAGGAGGACGAAUGUUUAGAGACGGGGGGGUGGGAGGGAAAGGGAAUGAUAGGUUUGGCAAGUUUUUCUUUCAUCUUGUUAGGUUAACUUCAAGACAUUGUACUGGUCAUCUCUCUGUACAGGAUGAUCAUUCUGCUACAUUUUAGAAAUCUCCCAUUUUUCACUGACUGCUUACAAAUAAUAAUCAAACCUGUAAAAAGUUACAGAGCCCUGAAGUGACAACAUGUAGUAAAGGGUUAGACUAGUCAAACUUAGAACUGAACACAAAGUGCCAGGUUUACUUAGUUCUAAAUUAAAAUUGAUUAUUUAAAGAAAUGUACAAGGUUAUUAAAUGUUCCUCAUAAAACAUGAAAAUUGCUUAUAUUGGAGCAAAAGAGAUGACUGUGUGGCUACCUAGCCUAAAUGACAACACUGUUAGCAAAGCUAACCACCUUCUGUAGCUGAAGCGAAUAACCCAAAUAGUUUACUUCAUGUGUCUGUAACAUCACAGUAUACACCCUUCUAACUGUAGCUAAAGCAUGUUAGUAAAGAAGUUGCAACAAAGCUAGCUAGCUAAAGUAUGAAACUUUAAGAUUUGGAAUUGUAUCAGAAGUAAAGUCACAGACAGCUACAAAAUGUUGAGGAUGACAGAAUAAAAUAACAAUUAUUUCCACUGUGGUCUUCAUUGAGGACAAGAGAAAUGCAAGAUGAAGAGUAGGCUAUAUCUCUUCUCAGUAGCAUACCAAGUAGCUUGUUAGCUUCAAUGCUUUAGCUACCGCUAACAGAGUUGAAAUGCUAUUGGUGUAGCAGUAUGCAGUACUGUAUAUUGUUGACAUUAAGUGCAGUAGCUGUUGUAGUUAUAUGCCAAAAAAACAGCUUCUUCAUGGUGGCUUGCAAAAACGGAUUGUGCUUUGUGUAACUAGCUAUGCUAAGGUAAGCUAGUAGCCAGUCCUAUGGGAAUGAUAAUAAGGCAAAAGAUAAAUAGGGGAACGUUUGCCGAGUUAAGAACACUUUAAAAUGAAUUAGUUGAACAUAAAUAAUGAAUGAGUGUAAAAUAUAUCAAAAUAUGUUUUUGACUUAUCUGAUAUCCUGUACUAUAGUUUGAGUGUCAGUGCUCAAUGUAGAGUAAGCUUGAUGAGAGGGAAUAAGCAUAAAACUUGCCAAACGUGUCAUGAUUUGGAUUGAAGUUGGGGUUGAAGUAAAUGGACAGAGAAACUGGGUGGUGUGUGGACGCAGUGUCCCCCCCUCGCCAGCCCUUCCCUCACCAUAUAUAAUCCUUAUCAUCAUACGUAUUCAAUGUGUAUUAGUACAGUACAUUACUGUUGUCAUAGGAAUGUUAUGCACAGUGUUUCAUAUAGACUAACUGAGCUGAUGGAAUACCAUGUCUGAUAUGUAGUGGAAGUUUUAUCCUCAUUUUAUACCGAAAGGGCAUUGUAAAUACAGUAUGAAGGAGAGAUAAGAGAGUAGGAGGGGUUAAGGGGAUGAAGGAACAAGAGAGAAAAGGGAGGCUGGAUCCUCCUCUCUGCUCCACCUCUCUUCCCGCCCUUCCUUUCUUUCUCUUCCUCUUUCCUCUAAUGUCAGUUUUGUCCAUUUGCGGUCAGUGUGAAUUGAUGGCUAUCAUAUACACACAUCAAGUUACAUUAUAUUACGCACACAUUGCUAUAUCUUUCAUUCUGUGAGCAUCAGUGGGCUUAUAUCACUGGUUGGUUUAGGAGGAGGCUGAUGAUGUGUUCGAAAGCACAGACAUUGUUGGCAUUCACUCUGUGUGGUGACAAAGAUAUUUUUUGAGAUGAUAUAGACACUGAUCAUGUUUAGGUCAGGAGUUAUUAUUAAUCACAGAAUGAACUGUAAAGCUUUUAUCCCUACAGAUCAUA